AUGCGCGGGAUUUCCGCCUACACAAAGAACAGAACCUUUGUGGACAAUAGUACAAAUCUGUGCAUAAAUGUAUAUAUAGCCUUCAUAUCUAGCUCUGUCUAUCCUGUCUACAACUUGCCAGUCCGUCUUUACCUGGGAAGCGAGAACCCAAUCGUGAGCAGCCGGAAGUACCAGGGCUUCUUCACCUGCGACUUCGACCUAACCAGCUACCCGUUCGACCACCAGACGUGCUUCAUGAAGCUGCAGCUUCAGUCGGCCUUCCGGGAUGACAUGGGACGUGAAGGAAGCCAGGUACAGUACUUGGGUAAUCCGCUUCUCCUCGAAUACAGACUAGGAACUUUCACUAUCUUGUCAAAGUCACAGUUAAUGGACGACACCAUCCUUUGGGUGAGCAUCCCUAUGACGCGACUUGUUGGUUACGCCGUCAUCAGCAUCUAUCUGCCGUCCCUCAUCAUGCUGAUCAUCGGUUAUCUGACGCUUUUCUUCGUCAACGAUAACUUCGAGGUUCGCGUCAUGACGGCCCUUACCACGCUCUUGGUGAUGGCUACUCUCUUUACGCAGGUCUCUUCAUCACUCCCCAAAACCUCCUACUUCAAACUGGUGGACGUGUGGCUUCUCUUCUGCAUCUUCUCCACUUUCCUCAUCAUCGUCUUCCACAUCAUCAUCGACCUCUCACUCCACAACCAAGGCCCGACGCGCAGCACCACCGAGGCGGAAACUACAAGAGGUCGCAUCCCGGUCCAACACCAGUCCACGGCACUGAAUGGCGACCAAAGCGUGACACCUUUCUCUCCUGCUCCUCUUCCGUCGGCCGUGGCGCUCAAGGCCUGGGAUAUGCCCAGGAACACUCCCUCAAAGGCCAGAUGGUGCCAGAUGUCAGUGUCGGAUAUAGAGAGGUUUGCCCGUUACCUGAUGGCCGCUGUGUUCUUGGUUUUCAAUAUUGUUUACUGGCUGAAGGCAUAUGGUUUUGUGUAA
Messenger RNA from Penaeus chinensis, 975 nucleotides. RefSeq names its product gamma-aminobutyric acid receptor subunit pi-like. The record is from RefSeq and is a predicted model, not a curated record. Gene Ontology annotation, molecular function: transmembrane signaling receptor activity; extracellular ligand-gated monoatomic ion channel activity; neurotransmitter receptor activity. Gene Ontology annotation, cellular component: membrane; synapse; neuron projection. Gene Ontology annotation, biological process: monoatomic ion transmembrane transport; nervous system process; chemical synaptic transmission. The transcript has 4 exons. NCBI's taxonomy places the organism in Eukaryota, Metazoa, Arthropoda, Malacostraca, Decapoda, Penaeidae. The coding region runs from base 1 to 975 and encodes 324 amino acids.